This is a messenger RNA of Brachypodium distachyon (stiff brome), 2111 nucleotides long. RefSeq names its product protein FLX-like 2. The record is from RefSeq and is a predicted model, not a curated record. The transcript has 5 exons. Lineage: Eukaryota; Viridiplantae; Streptophyta; Magnoliopsida; Poales; Poaceae. The coding region runs from base 295 to 1758 and encodes 487 amino acids.
GUAGAAACACCGAAAGCCCGGAGGGGCAACCUGCAAAAUUAUUCCGUUGUUCCAGCUUCAGCCCUCCGUCGUCACCGGACCCCUGACCGGCCGCCCUUGGCAACGAAGAGGAUGAACCAAUCCCAUUCUCCCAAACCCUAGAAAAAAGGAGUCGUGAAACAACAGGCCCGCCUCCUCUCGACGCGCCUCCGCCGCCGCCGACCACCGCGAGGAUUUAGUGCCCCAAAUUAGGGUCUCGUACGUAUGUGCUGAUCGCUAAUCGCAGAUUGGCGGUUGCUGUAGCUGCGAUUCGCCAUGGAGAGCAAGGGGCGCAUGCCUCCUUACCACCACCACCACCGGCCGCUCCCGGGCCACGGCCCGGGCCCGGCACACGGGAUGAUGCUUCGUGACCCGUACGGCCCGGGCAUGCAUCCGCCGCCAGGGCCGGGGUCAUUCCCAUUCGACAUGCUGCCGCCGCCGGAGAUCCUCGAGCAGAAGCUCGCCGCACAGUGUGGGGAGAUGCAGAAGCUGGCGGUGGAGAACGAACGGCUCGCCACGAGCCAUGCGCCACUGAGGAAGGAUCUUGCCGCUGCGCAGCAGGAGCUGCAGAGGUUGCAGGCACAGGGGGAGGCGGCGAAGGCCGCGGAGGAGCAGGAGAUGAGGGGACUCCUCGAGAAGGCUGCGAAGAUGGAGGCUGAUCUGAAGUCUUCCGAGUCUCUGAAGGCAGAACUGCAGCAGGCGCACACUGAGGCGCAGAACCUUGUGGCGGCGAGGCAGCAUCUAGUGGCAGAUGCACAGAAGCUGAGCAAGGAUCUGCAAAGGAACUUUGCUGAGGCACAGCAGCUUCCGGCGCUUGUGGCUGAGCGCGAUGCUGCUAGGCAGGAAUAUCAGCACCUCAGGGCCACAUAUGAGUAUGAAAGGAAACUCAAGAUGGACCAUGCCGAGUCACUGCAGGUAAUGAAGAAAAAUUACGACUCCAUGGUUACAGAGUUAGAGAAGCUUCGUUCUGAGUUAGCAAAGACAGCUAAUGUUGACAAAAGUGGAGGUGCUUUGUACAACCCUAAUUUUGCUCAGGAUGAUGGUGUUUCAUCUAGCCGUCAUUCUGUUGGGCAAACUUCUUAUGAUGGUAGCUACGGAGGUGCACUGGUUAGGACGCAUGCUGGUAUAGCAGAUCCUUCAAGCGGAAGCCCAGCUGGAACUGGUCGGUCUGGAUUUGAUCCAUCAAGAGUCAACACAUAUGACACUUCUCGUCUUUCUAGCUUCAAUUCUUCAAAAGCUGGAGCCCAUGAUGCCUCAAGGGGUGCUACUGGUUAUGACCCUCUAAAAGUUUCUGGAUAUGAUGCUUCUAAACCACCUGCACUUGGAGCUCACGCAGCUGCUGCAACUACUCAUGGGAGUACUGCCGGUUACUAUGGGUCAAGUCAAGCAACACCACCUUCACAUGCAUGGGCACCAGCUGCACCCACCUAUGGAUCUGUACAGGUGCCACCAUCAUAUGCAUCAGGGCAAGUCGUCCCAUCUUCAUCAUAUGCCGCAACAACAGCGCGGCCCCACGGCUCAUCCCAGGCGCUAUCAUCAUAUGGACAAACGCAGGCACCGUCUUCAUACACACACACACAGAUGCCACCAUCCUAUGGACUAGGACAGUCGUCAGCACACUUUGCCCCAGCGCAGGGGACAUCGCCCUAUGGGUUGGCUGCACAGCCUCAGGCCUAUGGAUCUGUGCAAGCAGCACCUAAUAGUGGGAGUGCUUAUCAAGCUCCUCAUGGACGAAAAUAGGUUGAUGAUAACUGUACUUUGGUGGGAUCUUAUGGGCAAGAUAGACAUGAUGCCACUUCACCAGAGUUCAGUUUCGUUUCUGCAGCUACGAGAGUUCUAAACCGUUAUGGUUUUACUGGUCUGAGACGAAUCUUCCUUGCAAUCUGCAAGAGAUUAUUAUAUGUGCAAUCAUUUGUUUUUCUGACAUGGUGAUGCUUCUAUAAACAUGUGUUGUGAACUUGUGAUGGUUUUCAAGCAUUUUAUAUGAGAUGGUGAUGCCUCAAGGUUAGUAGGCAAGAAGCAACAGUACUGUAACUAGUGUUUACUGUUCAAUUGACACUCUGGAGUUUCGAAGUGAUAUUCGUUGAUUGUCA